CAACACCACUAGACUAUCCUAGUGGUGCUCAAUCAAUUAUUUCUUUCUUGCUGUGACAACUAUACCCGUGGUCUUAACUAAGUCUUAACAAGAUAGAAUAAUGCUUAAAAACAAAAACAAGUGAAAUGAUAGACACAGACAAACAUCAAAUGUCAUUCACUAUUUAUUAACUAUGGCGAUUCAUUUCAAACGCUUGUUUUGCACUUGUUCAAACGAUGCAACCCAGAGUGUGGUAACGAGCGUGGUUUCGAUCCUCACCCAGCAACGUUCCAAGUCUCGUUGGAGCUAUGUCCAUUCUCUGUGCCCUAACGGCAUCGACCCCAUUGAUUUUUCCCAAAUCACGCUUCAACUCAAGAACAAACCUCACCUCGCAUUACGCUUCUUCCACUGGACAAAAUCCAAAUCCCUAUGCCACCACAACCUCGCUUCUUACUCCACCAUCAUUCACAUCCUCGCACGUGGCCGCCUCAAGUCACACGCUUACGAAGCCAUCCGAAUCGCAAUUCGCUCUUCCGAUCUCGCCGCCGACGACGACAACGAAGAUCGUCGUUUCAAUUCGCCGCCUUUGAAGGUCUUCGAGACCCUUGUCAAGACCUACCGAGAUUGUGGGUCGGCACCGUUCGUGUUCGACUUGUUGAUCGAAGCGUGUUUGGAAUCCAAAAAGGUUGACCCUUCAAUUGAAAUCGUUAGAAUGUUACUCUCUCGCGGGAUUAGCCCCAAAGUUAGCACCUUGAAUUCUUUGAUUUCUAGGGUUUGUAAAAGUCGAGGGGUAGAUGCUGCUUAUGCUAUUUACCGAGAGUUCUUUCGGUUAGAUGAGGAAAAAAAUGAAAUUUCGAAAAGGGGUUUUGGUUUUAGAGUUACCCCGAAUGUGCAUACUUAUAAUACAUUGAUGCUGUGCUGUUAUCAAGUUGGUUUGUUGGAGAAGGUAGAGGAAAUUUGGCAUGAAAUGUGUAAUAUUAAGUGUAAUCCCAAUGCUUAUAGUUAUAGUGUGUUGAUGGCUGCUUUUUGUGAGUAUGGGAGGAUGGGAGAUGCUGAGAAAUUGUGGGCAGAAAUGAGGAAUGAGGAAAUGGAGCCUGAUGUAGUUAGUUAUAAUACUAUAAUUGGUGGGUUUUGCAAGAUUGGGGAUGUUGGAAGGGCUGAAGAACUUUUCAGAGAAAUGGCAUUGGCUGGUAUUGAAAGCACUGCUUCAACUUAUGAGCAUCUUGUCAAGGGAUAUUGUAAUAUUGGGGAUGUUGAUUCGGCUGUUCUUGUUUAUAAAGAUAUGUCUAGGAGGGCUUUCAGGCCUGAUGCUUCAACCCUUGACAUGAUGGUUCGGUUACUUUGUGAUAAGGUUAGGGUUCAGGAAGCCCUGGAGUUUGUAAGGUAUGCGGUUGGUAAAUUUGAUUUACAUCCCUUGGAAAAGAGUUAUGAGGCCUUGAUAAGGGGGUUAUGUUUUGAGGGGAGGAUGGAAGAAGCGAUGAAGCUUCAGGCAGAGAUGGUGGGAAAAGGGUUUCGACCUAAUUCAGAAAUAUAUGGCGCUUUUAUUGAUGGUUAUAUUGGACAAGGGAAUGAGGAACUGGCAGAAGCUUUGAGGAAAGAAAUGCUGCAAACUCAUAUGCAGAGCUAACAGAAUAAUAGCUUUUGUUUGCCUCUUUUUGUUGGGGGGAAAUAAACUGUAUACUGAUCUGCUUUUGUCCUCAGACUCUAUUCACAAUAGUUAUCUCCUGAUAACCAAGCUUGUUUGUUUAGCUUAAGAUAGAUAGAUGGCAUUAUACAUAGAAACAAAGCUGCAUAUUGAACACAAAUCUUUUACAUCUGAUGCAGUUAACGCGAGUUGCUUGUCUUAAAUGUAUACUUCCUUUUCAGUUUUCCAUGGA
Messenger RNA from Gastrolobium bilobum, 1856 nucleotides. RefSeq names its product pentatricopeptide repeat-containing protein At2g15980. The transcript has a single exon. The record is from RefSeq and is a predicted model, not a curated record. Gene Ontology annotation, molecular function: protein binding. NCBI's taxonomy places the organism in Eukaryota, Viridiplantae, Streptophyta, Magnoliopsida, Fabales, Fabaceae. The coding region runs from base 173 to 1606 and encodes 477 amino acids.